GUUCCCCGCCCCGCCCCCGUCUCCGCCGCGGCCUCCGCCUCCCUCUGCUGGGCGAUUGCCGCCGUCGCCCCUCCCCGGCCCCGGGAGCGGCCGCGGAGCCGCCGCCGCCGCCCACACUGCGCUGCGCGGGAGGCGGGAUCCACAAGAAAUAAACCAGAAUGAGUUAUGCAGAAAAGCCUGAUGAAAUCACGAAAGAUGAGUGGAUGGAAAAGCUCAACAACCUACACGUCCAGCGGGCGGACAUGAAUCGCCUCAUCAUGAACUACUUGGUCACUGAAGGCUUUAAGGAAGCAGCGGAGAAGUUUCGCAUGGAAUCUGGAAUUGAACCCAGCGUGGAUCUGGAAACUCUUGAUGAGCGAAUCAAGAUUCGGGAGAUGAUUCUGAAGGGUCAGAUUCAGGAGGCCAUUGCAUUGAUCAACAGCCUCCAUCCAGAACUCUUGGACACAAACCGGUACCUUUACUUUCAUUUGCAGCAACAGCAUCUAAUUGAGCUGAUCCGCCAGCGAGAGACUGAGGCAGCACUAGAGUUUGCCCAGACGCAGCUGGCAGAGCAGGGUGAGGAGAGCAGAGAGUGCCUCACAGAGAUGGAGCGAACACUAGCCCUGUUGGCCUUCGAUAGCCCCGAGGAAUCACCCUUCGGAGACCUUCUCCACAUGAUGCAGAGGCAAAAGGUUUGGAGCGAAGUUAACCAAGCUGUUCUAGAUUAUGAAAAUCGCGAGUCGACACCCAAGCUGGCAAAAUUACUGAAACUGCUACUGUGGGCUCAGAAUGAGCUGGACCAGAAGAAAGUGAAGUAUCCCAAAAUGACAGACCUUAGCAAAGGGGUGAUCGAGGAGCCCAAGUAGAGCCUGUGCAGGCCCACCGCGCCACUCCCCACAGGACUCGCCUUCCCUGGCACAGCUGUAAGGUUCCCACUGCAGUAGGAAGCUUUUCCCCCUGGUACUUUUUUUUUUUUUUGACUCAGCAUCUUUCUUAAAAGGAAAACAGCUCUUUUAAAUGUUGGAAGCCCCUCGGUGAAGGGUGCCAUCUGGGAAAGCUGUCCAGCUGUGCACUGGUGUGUCCUGAGGACCUCAGCGCCUUGUGUCCCUGUCGGGGUGCUCUUGUGCCUGGCUGCCAUCGGGGCUGGGUUCCUAGGGCUGCUGGGUCGACCCCGGCCUCCCUUUGAGGGGCAUGAAGAGCACCCGUCACUCUUGCUUUCUGCUGGCUUGUAGGCAGACAAUGCCUUUGUUAAUUUUCCUAAGUCUUGUCAGGCCUUCAUCUUCAAGUUUUUCCUCACCCAUGUUUUUCAUUUUUUUUUUUUUUUUCCCUUCUCUAGGAAACAAUAUAUAAAUUUGUAAAUCCUAAUUCAAAGAUGACUUUCGUGUGAGGGUAUUGAGUUGGAUUUGUUUUUCUCUUUUAGUCUGGGUUAUGUGGCUUUCGGGGAGACGUGUGUAAGGGGUGGAGCUGUGUGCAUUUUAAUUUUUUUAUAUAUAUAUUUUGGUGCUGUAUGUGAUGAGAGACGAAUCAGUGAACCAUCUCUUGUAGGCAGUUUUGUUGAAAAUAAAGGUUUCUCUUUGAUUUCAAUAAUGACCAGAAUGGCCACUGAAAAACACUUGUCCUUUCAGCCAGCCUCUUGCUGGCACUCACUUCCCUGUGCUUAAGUGUGAGGCAGCCCUGGUGCUAUGGGGAUAGGCCUCAGCAGGGUGCCCAAGGCUCUCUGUGGAAGUGCUGCUGCUGUCACGACUGUGUGUCCAGACUGUGUCCAUCAUGUGACACGUGUGCAGGUCGGCCCUCGGUAAUGGGCAUGUGCACACACGAGUGCAGACAUGAAACCUCUGGUUGCAGAGGGGCCUCUAGGGCCGUGCCAAAAGCCAGUGUUGGGGGUGGUCUCAGCAAGUCUGGCGGGCCAUGGAGAUGAUGCAGGAACUAUCCAGGGGUGGGAGUACUCACUUGCCUACAGGGACUGAGACUCUGCUGAGUCUCAUCAGUCCCUUGGCUGAGUCCUGAUGCUGGAGUAGAGUGUUCAGGGGCCUAGGGCCCCCAGGAGAGUGGUGUAUUCUGCUUGUUCCAAGCAGCACUAGGCAUCUGGACCAGCAAGGUCCGACUGGGGAGCAGGCGCCAGCUUGCCAGUGCUGGCCAGUCAGGUGAUCCCCUGCUGGGGGGCUGCUCUGCACAUCUUUCUCCUCCACCUUCAGCCUGGCAAGGUGUUCUCAGCCUCUCUACUUCUGUUUUCACUGGGUAGAAGCUUUUACCUAGAUGGUUGGUGAGUGAGUCAAAACAGUAGAGCUGUUGGCAGCCAUGAUGGAGCCACCGUGGCCCCCAGACUGCCCCUUCCGCUGUGUUGGUUUGGGAGGUGGAGGGAGGGGAGGUCUGCCCCGGCCUCGUAGUCACAGUGAGUUGUCUUCAGGUUGUCUUUAGAACUUUCCUUCCUUAGUUUUGAAAAUGAAAAUAAGAGGGGAAGGGAGCUUUAAUCUUCAGGUACUAAUAGGUUGGACGUAGCAGAAGGUGGGGAGAGGUAGAAAUAAAACUGCAUAUUUGGAAAAGCCCUAGAUGACCAGCACAUGAUCAACUGUCCUUUCUCAGUAUAGAUGAGAUCGCUUCCGUGGACAGUGUUUGCGCGAUCUGGCACAUGUGUGAAGUGUCGUCAGGUGGUGACAAGACGAGACGAUGGUGUUUUAUUUGCCCAUUCUGUCAGAGCAGCUUCAGCAGCCAUUGCUGCUCUCUCCAGGGCUGGGAUGUCAGAGUGCAGGACUUCAGGUGUCCUGCCUUCUGCCAGCGCCCUGGAGAACCCCUCAGGGCUGCUUUGCUCUUAGUCUCUGCAGCAAGCAAGUGAAGUUAGACUGCUCUGGGAUGAUGGACGCCCAGUAUACUUUGGCUUUUCUACUUUGUUUCAUCUGGAGCCCACUGAUGUGUUCAUUAAGAUGUAGUGUUAUAGCUGGCACUGUGGCACGUGCCCAUAAUCCCAAGAACAUGGGAGGCUGGGGGAGGAGGAUGAGUGGCUUGGUGAGAUCCUGUCUUGAAAUGAAAGUUAAUAGAAAAAGUGCUGGGGUGUAGCUCUGUGGCAGGGUGCUUGCCCAGGAUGCAUAAGCUCUUGUGUUGGAUUCCCUGUGCUGGAAGGAAAAAAAAUGAAUUUCAACUGUUUCACAAAGUAGUUAUUUCUUCUUUUUAUGCCUUCUAAUGGGAAGUGCCUUGAAAUAAAGGAAACUUUGAUAAUA
Marmota monax (woodchuck) is the source of this 3194-nucleotide messenger RNA. It is a transcript of the gene Gid8, whose product is annotated as GID complex subunit 8 homolog. Gene Ontology annotation, biological process: proteasome-mediated ubiquitin-dependent protein catabolic process; positive regulation of canonical Wnt signaling pathway. Lineage: Eukaryota; Metazoa; Chordata; Mammalia; Rodentia; Sciuridae. The record is from RefSeq and is a predicted model, not a curated record. Gene Ontology annotation, molecular function: protein binding. Bases 159 to 845 code for a protein of 228 amino acids. The transcript is spliced from 5 exons. Gene Ontology annotation, cellular component: cytoplasm; nucleus.